ACCCCUGCAGGAGUCCACAGGACCAUACACACACUCACUCACACCCUCACACACACACACACACACUACAUGCAUACUUGCUCAGUCCACUGCAGCUACUGUAGCCUGAAUGAGUGCAAAGCAGAAGGAGAAACGGAGCAAGGAAGCAGGAGUGCGAGACAGGGGAAGAGAAAUCUCUGGAGUUACUAUUACUUGUUGCUCUUGGUUUUCUGUGUGGACUGAGGAUGAUAUUCCCUCUGCUUUCCCUGCGGCAGUGGGACCUAGUCUGAGAGUCUCCUCCAGAGAGGACAGGACGCCGACGCAGCAUGCCAGGCAGCUCCUCAGACAAGACCACACCCACCAUGGAGGCUACGCCCACUGCUGCCACACCAUUUAGAGUCACCGUGAGUACUGGCUUUCUUAGUCGACGGCUGAAGGGCUCGAUAAAGCGCACCAAGAGUCAACCCAAACUUGACCGCAACUCCAGCUUCAGACACAUCCUCCCUGGCUUCAGGAGCGUUGACAAUGACAGAUCUCAUCUGAUGCCAAGGCUGAAGGAGUCUCGCUCCCAUGAGUCAUUGCUCAGCCCCAGUAGCGCUGUGGAAGCCCUGGACCUAAGUAUGGAGGACGAGGUUGUCAUCAAGCCCGUUCACAGCAGCAUCCUCGGGCAGGACUACUGCUUUGAGGUCACCACCUCCACAGGAAGCAAAUGUUUUUCCUGCCGUUCAUCAGCCGAGAGAGACAAAUGGAUGGAGAAUUUGAGGAGAGCAGUACAACCCAACAAGGACAACAGUCGUCGGGUGGAGAACAUGCUGAAGCUGUGGAUCAUCGAGGCCAAGGAUCUGCCGGCCAAAAAAAAAUACUUCUGCGAGCUUUGUCUCGAUGACUCACUCUACGCCCGCACCACCUGUAAACUCAAGACUGACAAUGUCUUUUGGGGAGAGCACUUUGAGUUUAAUAACCUACCUGCUGUCAAGAGCAUCACAGCCCACCUCUACAAAGACACAGACAAGAAGAAAAAGAAAGAUAAAAACAAUUACAUUGGACUUGUCAAUAUCCCCGUUGCAGCUGUUACCGGACGACAGUUUAUGGAGAAGUGGUAUCCAGUCAGCACUCCCAACCCCCCUAAGGGCAAGACAUCUGGGCCUAUGAUUAGGAUCAAGGCACGCUAUCAGAGUAUGAACAUCCUUCCAAUGGAGAUGUACAAGGAGUUUGCAGAGUACACCACCAAUAACUACAUGCUGCUGUGCUCGGUGCUUGAGCCCGGGAUUAGCGUCAAGAACAAGGAGGAGAUGGCGUGUGCACUGGUCCACAUUCUACAGAGCACUGGCAAGGCCAAGGACUUUCUCACAGACUUGAUGAUGUCAGAGGUGGAUCGCUGCGGGGAGAACGAGCACCUCAUCUUCAGAGAGAACACACUAGCGACAAAGGCCAUAGAGGAAUACCUCAAACUGGUGGGACAGAAGUACCUGCAGGACGCCCUCGGUGAGUUCAUCAAGGCUCUAUAUGAGUCAGAUGAGAACUGUGAGGUGGAUCCGUCCAAGUGUUCGUCAGGUGACCUGCCAGAACACCAGAGUAACCUGAAGAUGUGCUGCGAGCUGGCUUUCUGCAAAAUCAUCAACUCAUACUGUGUCUUUCCACGAGAACUGAAAGAGGUCUUUGCAUCAUGGCGUCAAGAAUGCAGCAACCGGGGUCGACCAGACAUCAGUGAGCGUUUGAUCAGCGCGUCCUUGUUCCUGCGGUUUCUCUGUCCAGCCAUCAUGUCCCCCUCACUUUUCAAUUUGAUGCAAGAGUAUCCCGAUGACCGCACAGCGCGUACGCUCACGCUCAUCGCUAAAGUCACCCAAAACCUGGCAAACUUCACCAAAUUUGGUAACAAGGAAGAGUACAUGUCCUUCAUGAACCAGUUCCUGGAGCACGAGUGGACCAACAUGCAACGCUUCCUGCUCGAAAUCUCAAACCCAGAGACAAUCUCCAACACAGCAGGCUUUGAGGGGUACAUCGACCUCGGCAGGGAACUCUCCACACUGCACUCCCUCCUCUCUGAGGUGGUGUCCCAGAUGGACCAGAGUGCAGCCUCCAAGCUGGGUCCUCUGCCCAGAAUCCUGCGUGAGGUGAACACAGCUCUGUCUAACCCGUCUAGUGUCCAGAUGACACCCGGACAGUCCUCAGAGCAUAUGGGCUCACCUCCCGCUGAGGCCGGCUGCAGUAUAUCGACCGGCCUGCAAAAGAUGGUCAUAGACAAUGACCUUUCAGGAUUAGUGGAUUUCACCAGGUUACCCUCCCCUACCCCAGAAAAUAAGGACCUAUUCUUUGUGACACGGAGCUCAGGGAUCCAGCCUUCCCCAGCACGAAGUUCAAGCUACUCUGAGACCAAUGAACCUGACCUGGGCAUGUCCAAUGGCAGCAAGAGUCUGUCCAUGGUGGACCUGCAGGACCCCCGCAGUCUGGAAGGUGGCCUGGGUCCCAGCUCCUCGGAUGCCCUGGGUGAAGGCCCAGCCUCAGGAGUAGGCUGGUCAGCCAGAGUCCCACAGGGCAACAUUCCUGGAGGUCCCACCCUGAGGAGGCCAGGCCAGACCCCCACCAGCCUGGCCACAGAAAGCACCCCAGGCCGACCCGCCCAGCUACUUGCCCCCCUGUCCUUCCAGAACCCAGUCUACCAGAUGGCGGCCUGCCUGCCCAUGUCCCCUCGCGGAAUGACCGACUCGGGCUCAGAGUGCCACAGUUCUGUCAGUUCCCAUAGCAACAAUGAGGAUGGACCAGGAGGAGGAAAGCACACCUUUUUGAACCAUGGUGGAGGAGGAGGAGGAGGUGGAGGUGGGGGGAGCAGUGGGGACGAGUACACCAGGCGUUCAGGGGAGUUCAACCGCCGACAGCUGUCCCUCACAGAAACACAGCACCAGCCCGCCGUCCCCAGACAGAACAGUGCUGGCCCACAGCGGAGGAUAGACCAACCUCCGCCCCAGAGCAUUACUCGUGGCCGCACACCUCCGAAUCUGCUCAGCAGUGGCCCCUACCCCCGCCCCUCAUCUGGCAACAUGAUGACAUCAUCCCCCGACUGGCCUGGCAGCGGCGCUCGUUUACGACAGCAGUCCUCUUCCUCUAAAGGUGACAGUCCAGAGACCAAGCAGAGGGCUCAACACAAACAGGCCCCCUCCCCAGUGAACCCCAGUGCGCUGGACCGCACAGCAGCCUGGCUAUUGAAUAUGAAUGUGCAGUAUUUAGACCAUGAGGGGAUGGAGCCCGAGUCACUGAGAAACAGAGAGGAUCUGAAUCAGGUGGAGAAGUACCAGCAGGAGAUCGCAGUGCUGCAGGAGAAGCUGCGGGCGUCGGUGCAGAAGCUGGAAGAGUACGAGGCCCGUCUCAAGGGUCAGGACGAACAGGCCCAGAAGGUGCUGAUGGAGUACCAGGCCAGGCUGGAGGAGUCCGAGGAGCGCCUGCGCAGACAGCAGGACGACAAGGACCUCCAGAUGAAGGGCAUCAUCAGCAGGUUAAUGUCGGUGGAGGAGGAGCUAAAGAAGGAUCACUCAGACAUGCAGGCAGUGGUAGACUCUAAACAGAAGAUCAUCGACGCACAGGAAAAGCGCAUAGCAUCGUUGGAUGCAGCCAACGCACGUCUAAUGAGCGCUCUGACCCAGCUGAAGGAGCGCUACAGCAUGCAGACCCGCAACGGCAUCUCCCCCACCAACCCCACCAAACUGCAGAUUACUGAAAACGGAGAGUUUAGGAACAGCAGCAAUUGCUAAGCUGACUGGCACCUGCCCCGAGUGAGUGUUGCGUGCCUGCGUGUGUACAGUUAUACAAUGAGAGGACGUCUACAUGCAUGCAUGGAUGCAUGCCUGUUUGGUAGACUGUGAGGGUGCGUGCGUGUGUUUAUGGAAGCGGAUGUAGGACAUUUUAGAAGACAUUUCCACUUUUUGGACAGCAAGUGUGUAUCACUCUGAAGGGCCAGCCUGGGAAGAGGCGGGACUUCAGUGUGACAGACAGAUCACAAAGAGAACAAGAUCACCAGACGGCCUUCAUUACGAGGGUGACGGCCAGAGGAGGCGGGGCAGAGCUUGUACAUAACUCUUGAUUAUCACUAUCAGUCAAACAACUUUGCCAGUGGAUGUAUGCAGUCGCUGGGACAAUUCAAGACCCUGCCUGGGACAAACCACUAUAUAACCACACACAGUGAUGACCGCCAGACACGGUCCCCCUAGCUACCCUCCUCUCCUCCUCUCUCUCUUCAUUCUUCUCCCUCUUGACGACCAAGUGGACCCAUUUAAAAACAAUAACACGCAUUGAGGAUUAUCACUUUAGUUGUCUUGAGAGGAUUACUUUCUAGUGAUUUACUUUAAAGUCAUUGUUUAUAAAGAACCAAAUAGGAGCUUUAAAAAAAAACAGAAGAAAUUUUUAGCCCCAAACAAUCUUCUUUAUGACCCUUUUUACUCCUCGGGUGUGUUCCUGAGCGUCCCGCGAGCCCCACCUCCCCCCUCCUCCCCCCUCCUCUGUAGUGCACUUUGUGAAAAGCUAUUGGUACAUGAAACGCCUUAAGUAAGGAACACACCUCGACUUUAUCCCACAGCUCCCCUAUUUCUGCAAAAAAAAAAGGCACAACUUAUACUGUGGAUUUGUAAAGGAUACAUAAAUUAAUUGUACACACUUAAAUGUAUUAUGAAAACUAAAGUAAAUGAAUUCUAUGUGAUACUAUAUUAAUGAAAUUUAAUAUAGAUGUAUGCAUUUCUUUUUUUUUUUCAUCUAUAGAGUAUACACACAUAUCUAUAUCUAUAUUUGAUAAUCUCAAAUAUAAAAGCAGCCCUUUAUUUAGGAGUUUAGGAGAUCUAGUUUUAUUUUUCUUCUCUUACGAUGAAAGACUGUGUGUGUAGCUUGCUUUAGAGCCCUAGAGAAAGAGACCACACAGAGCAGUGAUCAGCACCAUCGCCUCAGCCAUCCUUCACAUCGCCAUGACGCUUAACCCUUUACAUACAGUGUGUGCAGCAUUUGAGAGAAAUGGCUGUACAGUUGUUCUUACAGCUCGGGCGUAUCUUGCACAACUUGCACCGUCAAGCGAUCGGUUCUUCUUCUGGUGCUUAUGAUUGCUCUUAAGACACGGAUAAGUUAAACCCAGAUGUCAAUUUUGGUUUGAAAUCGAGUUACGUGUGUGGUCCUCUCACUCUAGCAGCACAAGAGCUAUUGAGAGACAUGUGUUUAGAAAACACUCACACAUACUAUACACUGGACUGGUGAGCCAUUGUUAUAAUGGCCUCCUUAGUUACAACAUUUUCUCUCUUACUGCUUUGUUUGUCAAUGGUGAUGAAGUGUAUGCUGCAUCCAAACUGUGACUAUUAAUCCUAGUGGCAUCAUCUCUCCCCUCUUUUCUUCUGUCCACCCUCUUUCAUCCCUUGUUCUUCUGAAUGUGAAGAUGCUAACUGACAGUUAGUCUUAACAUGGGGUUUGGUCCUUCUAAUCUCUCCUGGCAUUGCGCACAUUGCUCCAUACCACCUCGUCAUAUGUAUUUUGUAUAUUUUUGUAUUCAUUUUUCUUACCUGUAACAGACUGUGUACAUCAAGCGUGAGGCUCUGCAUGCUUCAUCCUUGCUCUAGAGCAGACAGUUGCGUCAUUUGUUUUCUUUUGUUGCCAAUUGGAAGGUGAUGAUGAUGAUGAUGUUGUUCAAAUGAUGAUGAUGAUGAUGAUGAUGAUGAUGAUGAUGAUGAUGAAUGGCUUGCUGCAACCAUAUAUGGUAAAUAUAUAAAAACUGAGUGUAUUAAGGCUGGACAGCCUGGGAAAGUGUAAAUAAAAUGCCCACACUAUUUUUACCUAAUGUUAACAGAGCUUUUUGUAAAUGUAUCUUGUGCUCAAACUCUGCUGUAUCAUUAUGGGUAUUGUAUAUACAAAAUAGCUCAGUCGGUCAUCUGUCCUCAUCAGGUAUAACUAUACAAUUAAAUUAACCAGUCAGUGUUCUCCCUGUUAAAGCUAUUGUUUUUUUAUUGAGAGUGUAAUAUCACUUGCCAAAAAACUGAUGAAGUAGGAGUUUGACUUUUGGGAAGUCGUGGAGGAUGCCUCGUUGGUUUCAGGGUAAGCCGAGUCCAGUCUCGAUGAGAUUCACAAGCACAAUCCUGUAUUUCUCAUCAGUCUAGCUCUAUGCACUUUUACGUUCAGUGGUUGGUGUUUAUAAUUAGCUUCUUUUUUUCUUUCUUUUUUUAGCACAGCACCUGGAACAGGUUCCAGGUGUUCAAAAACGUGGCAAAGUUCAAAACUGAAGAAAGGGAUUUUUGGUACACCUCAUUCACAAACCGUUAAAUCAGAUAAACAGACUCUUUUUCCUGUUUGAACACAAAGGAAUUGCCUCAGACUGAAGAUUCCUCUGGGGGGGAAAAAUCAUCACCACAUCUUACCAGGCAUUCAGUCUUAAAACAACACUGCAGAUAUUAAAGCGAGACUAUGUUACUUUUGACAGAAGAAAUAAUACAUCUUUCAUCUUGCAAAUGAAAUGUUGAAUUGAUAAGCAAUAAAACACACUAUUGCUCAAUUCAGUACACUCAUAAGUUUUAUGGGUUAACAUUACAUCUGUUUUGACAAGUAGAUUUUGGUAGCUAAUGUUAGCUAACAUAAGCAGAUUUUAGGUACAUUCAGCUGGAAAGGGCACUUUAUUGACUGAGUUUGACUUUAUAGCUCUCUCAUCUUGUGCUGUGACAAUAACUUAGCUUAUGCUAAACUACUGUUUAGCAUUUAAACCAGCUAAACAGUAGGACAUUUUGAUGCUAACAUAACAGCCGUACUUAGUGUUGUGACUUGUAGCUUUUUGCGGCUAAAGUUAGCUAAUGUUAGCAAAUCUUAGAUUUUUCUGUAUAAGGCUCAUUACUGAUUCAGUUCUGAUUCAGGCUUUAUGACUUUCCUCCACUUGUGCUACUAUUACAAUAGUUAAGCAUUUUAGCUAAAGUUACAAAAGUACAGUCUCGCUUUAAACUGUAGCCUACAAUAAUACAAUUUAACCAAUAUGAGGCUGUCAGAAUCAGUACAUCUACAAAAAGUAAAGUAGAAGACACAAUCUGUUUGGUUUCUAAUAAACUUCUCAGCCGCCCAUGCAUUUCCCCACCUCAGUUGUGAGUCAGAAAACCAUGAGCUCACGUUUCACACAGUUCAGCCAGUCCAACAAAAGAUCAUUCAAAAUAUAAAGCUAUAAAUAAAGUGAAAGAUGUUGUAUGUUUUCUAUUAUCUUGUAGAAAAUACUUUUGUAAGUAUGUUGAAAGUAUAAAGUAUUUGGCUGGAUUCUGCUUCCUUUGACGACAGUGACAAAACAAUAAUGUACAUAGGAAUUUGUGUUGACAAAAUGUGGCUGUGCAAUUUAUGUACAUUUGCAACUAGACCUAUUAAAGUUUUAUUUAGCUAUUUUAAAAUUUCA
This is a messenger RNA of Micropterus dolomieu (smallmouth bass), 7363 nucleotides long. It is a transcript of the gene dab2ipb, whose product is annotated as DAB2 interacting protein b. The transcript is spliced from 16 exons. The record is from RefSeq and is a predicted model, not a curated record. Lineage: Eukaryota; Metazoa; Chordata; Actinopteri; Centrarchiformes; Centrarchidae. The coding region runs from base 306 to 3725 and encodes 1139 amino acids. Gene Ontology annotation, biological process: regulation of GTPase activity.